Molecule: messenger RNA, 975 nt
Organism: Cuscuta epithymum
Lineage: Eukaryota; Viridiplantae; Streptophyta; Magnoliopsida; Solanales; Convolvulaceae
Source: the annotation of a GenBank genome assembly
CUAAUUAAAUAAGAGUAGUUACAAUAGAAUAUGACAAUAUAUUUUUGGGGGAUUUACCUAGAUAGGAGUAAAUAAGUUCUUAAUUGCCAAAAUAGGACUAGUAUUUAAAAAUUCCCUAAAUAAGAAUUAUUAUUUGUAAUUGGACAGAAAUAACCCUCAACUUAGGAAAACAUAAUACUGGUGCAGAAUGUCCGAACGACGUCGGUCGUCCAUCGCCGCCGGUCGCCGGCCGCCGGCACCGCCUCAAAACUGACCGUCAUGUAGAUCUGCCCGCCGCCACUUCAUAUUUGGCCGUCGCAGCUGCAAAUAUGUCCGUCGACGCCGAACGCCGUUGUUGACCGCCGCCCCAUCAGAUCCGGCCACCACCUCAGCAGAUCCGACCGCCGCCUCAGCAGAUCUGGCCGCCCCCCUGCGGAUCCGGCCUCUGCCGCUGAAAACUGACCUCCACCAGUGCAGAUCUGUCCAUUGUCUACGCCAAUGCCAGAUUUUUUUUAUCAAAAUGCCAAACAAAAAUCGAGAAUGUCAUUUUAAUGGCAUUUUCAAAGCAAAAUAUGACAUUUUUGAAGAGUAAUAUUGCCAAAUUGAUGGCAUUUUUGAAACAAAAUUUGACCUCUUUUGAAACUAAAAGAAAUGAGGUCUGCUACAAAAUUGAAGAGGAGGAGAAAACCAGAAAAUCAAGUAAGAAGAAGAUGACAGAAGAUGAGGGGCCGGAGAACAACGAGGUACUUCCAAUCGACCACGGAUUUGGAUGCUUGCUCCGCCGCUUCUCACAGCUACUCGACGACGCUCACUGUUGGUCCCCUCUGCUCACCGCUGUUGCUCGCUGCUCUCCGCCGCUGCCUCACUUCAAAGCUCUCUGCUGCUGCUUGACACAGAAGUUUCUUGUCGCAGAAGAUGAAGGACCGAAGAAAGGGAGCACCGUAGAAGAUGAAGGAGUUGCUGCGCACGUUUUGACACAUUGAUUUUUUGAUCGUG